Messenger RNA from Manihot esculenta (cassava), 3710 nucleotides. Its product is annotated as putative disease resistance RPP13-like protein 1. NCBI's taxonomy places the organism in Eukaryota, Viridiplantae, Streptophyta, Magnoliopsida, Malpighiales, Euphorbiaceae. The record is from RefSeq and is a predicted model, not a curated record. Gene Ontology annotation, molecular function: ADP binding; protein binding. Gene Ontology annotation, biological process: defense response to other organism. The coding region runs from base 94 to 3330 and encodes 1078 amino acids. The transcript has a single exon.
AUGUUAUCUCUUCUUUUGUUCCUUUUUAACUAUUCUGCAUUUGCUUGAUCAAUUGUCUCUUUGCAGUAAGAGCCUUGUGAAAAGUACGAAACCAUGGCUGCAGCCUUGAUAGGAGGAUCCUUUCUCUCUGCUUUUCUUCAACUUUUGUUCGAUCGGAUGGCGUCUCCUGAAGUAGUCGACUUCUUCAAGGGUCAAAAACUCGAUGAUAGGUUGCUCAAGAAGUUGAAUAUUACAUUAAACUCUAUUGUGGGCGUGCUUGAUGAUGCAGAGGAGAAGCAGAUCACUAAGCCAGCCGUGAAAAACUGGCUCACCGAUCUCAAAGAUGCUGCCUAUGAAGCCGAUGACUUGUUGGAUGAGAUUGCUUCUGGAGCUCUACAAUCGAAGCAUGAAGUUGUAUCUCCAAGGAAAAAGGUGCGCAAUUUCUUCUCUUCUCGUAACCCGUUUAAAAAGGGAGUGGUAACUCAGUUAGAAGAAAUUCUGGAGAGACUUGAAUACUUGGUAAAACAAAAGGAUGCCUUUGGUCUCAGAGAGGGUAUUGGAGAAAAACCAUCAUAUAAGAUUCCAACAACUUCUUUGGUAGAUGAGUCUGGUACUUAUGGUAGGGAUGAUGACAAAGAAGCCAUAGUGAAGUUGCUGCUAUCAGAUGAUGGAAAUGGGAACAGCACGGGUGUGAUUCCCAUAGUGGGUAUGGGUGGGUUAGGUAAAACUACCCUUGCUCAGCUUGUCUACAGUGAUGAGAGAGUAGCAGAAUGUUUUCAACUUAAAUCAUGGGUCUGUGUUUCAGAAGAAUUCGAUGUUUCCAAAGUAACAAAAGAUAUUCUUGAGGGGGUCACGCGAAAGAAAUGCGACACCCAUAUUCUAAAUCAGCUUCAACUUGAGCUAGAGGAGGUGUUGAUGAACAAGAAGUUUUUGCUCAUUUUAGAUGAUGUGUGGAAUGAUAACUACGCUGAUUGGGAUAUUCUACGAAUGCCAUUGAAAUCUGGUGCAAAAGGAAGCAAAAUUAUUGUUACAACACGCAAUGAAAGCGUAGCACUAGUUAUGCGCACUGUUCCAACUCAUCAUUUAAAGGAAUUAAAUGCAGAUCACUGCUGGUCAUUGUUUGCAAAACAUGCAUUUGAUGAUGGAAAUCCUAAUGCACUUCACGACUUAGAAGCAAUUGGCAGGGAGAUAGUGAGAAAGUGCAAAGGAUUACCUUUAGCUGCAAAAACAAUGGGGGGCCUCCUACGGUCGAAAACUGAUGUUGAGGAAUGGGAGAAGGUUUUGAACAGCAAAUUGUGGAAUUUGACGAGUGACAACAUUUUCCCAGCUUUAAGAUUAAGCUAUCAUUAUCUCCCAUCGCACCUGAAGCAAUGUUUUGCUUACUGUGCAAUGUUUCCCAAGGAUUAUAACUUCAAAAAGCAGGAAUUAGUCUUUUUGUGGAUGGCAGAGGGUCUUCUAGUUCAAUCUCAAGGAAACAAGGAGUUGGAGGAAGUAGGUGAAGAAUACUUCAAUAUCCUGGUAUCAAGAACGCUGUUUCAGCUAUCAACUGGUAAUCAAUCAGGCUUUGUUAUGCAUGACCUUAUACAUGACCUAGCAAUACUUGUAUCUGGAGAAUUUUCCUUCAGAUUGGAGGCUGAUAAUUCAUACAAAAUUGCUAGGAUAGUUCGUCAUUUAUCGUAUACAAGAACAAAACAUGAUGCUGCUGAUAAAUUUGAGGCAAUCUACGAAGCCAAGUUCUUGCGCACCUUAUUCCCUGUGGAAUUAUCACGGUUGCCUCCUCAUAAAUGUAUUGAUAAUGAGGUAAUGCAAAAUUUAUUAUUGACAUUUGGACGCUUGCGAGUGUUGUCUUUAUCCCAAUAUGAUAACAUAAUUGAAUUGCCUAACUCUAUUGGCAACUUGAGACAUUUGCGUUAUCUAGAUCUUUCCUCAACAUCCAUAGAAAGGCUACCCGAAGUUGUCAGUAGUCUGUACAAUUUGCAAACGUUAAUCUUGCAUGAAUGCAAAUACCUUGCUGUUUUACCGGAUUCAAUUGGCAAUUUGAGCAAUGUUCGUUAUCUGAAUCUCUUUCGAACAUCAAUCAGAAGGUUACCAGAGUCUAUGGUUGGUUUAUGUAAUUUGCGGACUUUAAUAUUGCAAGGGUGCAGAAACCUCGUUCAAUUGCCAACCAAUAUGGGGAGGUUGAUUUGCUUGAAUCAUCUUGAUAUUGGAGAAACAAAAUUGCAAGAGAUGCCCCUAAAAAUGGGAAGGUUAACAAAGCUUCAAACGUUGACUGAUUUCGUAUUGGGGAAGCAAAGUGGGUCUAACAUCAAAGAGUUGGGGGAGCUUCAGGACCUACAGGGACAAAUGUGCAUUAGGAAUCUGCAGAAUAUUGUUGAUAUUCAAGAUGCUUUAGAAGCAAAUUUGAAGGCGAAGAGGCACCUCAAGGUGUUGACAUUCAGAUGGAAUGGUGAAACAGAGAAUCCAGAGCACGACAGAGAAGUGCUUGAGCAAUUACACCCUCAGAUCAACUUGGAAUGUCUUUACAUUUUCGGUUAUGGGGGCACAGAAUUUCCAAGUUGGGUGGGGUUCUCCUCUUUCUCAAAUAUUGUCUGCAUAGAGCUCAAUGGAUGCAGAAACUGUACCUCCAUACCUCCACUCGGCCAGUUAGCUUCUCUUAAACAACUGUCAAUCAUAGACUUUCCAAGGUUGGUGGUCAUUGGGCCAGAGUUUUAUGGAAGUUGCUUGUCCAUGCAGAAGCCAUUUGGAUCCCUGGAAAUUUUGAGUUUUGAAAGGAUGCUACAAUGGCAUGAAUUGGUUUCUUUUAAAGGUGGAGCUUUCCCUCUUCUUCAAGAGCUUUAUGUACGAGAAUGUCCCAAUCUAAGAAAGGUGGUGCUGUCUGAUCACCUUCCAUCUCUAACAACACUUAAGGUUGUAGGAUGUCAGAAAUUACUUGUUGCAUCACUUCCAAGUGCCCCAAGAAUUAAUGAAAUGAGGUUAUAUGACGAUUCUCGUGAUUGGUUGGUAGAAAAAUUGUCUUCUGGCAUGCAUCGACUCACUAUAGGCACCUUCCAGUCCUUAGAUACGCUAUAUUCAAUAUUAGAAGUUAUAACCGAAAUGGAGAUCGAAAUCAGAAUAGGAUGGAUGAUGAAAGCUGGUUCUCUGCAGCUAAAAAGGUUACCUUCUGGGCUACAUCGACUCACUGUUCGAGGAUUCCAGUCCAUCGAUGCACUAAAUUUACUAAUGGAGCAAGUGGUUACUUUGUCUGUUACUGUAGAUGAAAUUGAAAUUGAAGAGUGUGAUGCUCUCAGGUUUUUACGAUUAAACAGUUCCUAUCAAUGGACGUCCAAGAUUCGAUACCCUUAUCUCACUUGAGAGUCUUGUCGUAAGGAUUGAACUUUAUCGCCAGUCCUGCUUGAGAGGGCUGUUCUGUCCCUGGCUUAGGGGAUGGCCCAAGAUUUCUUGGCAUCCAUAUACUAAGGUAAAAUUAACAGUUUCUUUAUUAGUCUAGUUAAAUCAUUAAAAUCAUAGCUCAAGCACGUAGUGAAAAUUAUUAAUUUGUAGAAGUUAUGAAAUGGAGCCAAGUAUCUCUUCUAAUUUGUAGAUGCAUCUUUUGCCUCUUCUCUCUGAUUUUCAUAUGGAAUUGCAUUCUAUUUCCUUGAAAUCGCUUAUUAUAUGUCUGAUGAGGGAAAAGAAAGAACGAUAUAUGCAUACUUCAUGAACAAGUUCACUUGGCAAACACCUUGGAUUUUAUU